Messenger RNA from Cuscuta campestris, 1871 nucleotides. NCBI's taxonomy places the organism in Eukaryota, Viridiplantae, Streptophyta, Magnoliopsida, Solanales, Convolvulaceae. The record is from the annotation of a GenBank genome assembly.
GUAGCUUCAAUUUUCUGGUAAUAGUUCUCAGGUCCCACAUUAUUUUAAAUAUUAUCCACGGUAUACUUGAUUUUUCUAGUAAGAACUCUCACGUCUCAUAUUAUCCAAAAUAUACUUUAAUGGUCCUUAAAAUUUGUGGUAAUGUACUAUGAGGGUACAUUCCGUCUAUUUGGCUGUUAGGAUUGAAAGUUCUAUUACUAUGAUACUAAAUUUUACAUUGUUAAUCAUUAUUUUAUUAAAAUAAUGAGAUGCGUGAAGGACAGCGAUGGUAGAGUGUUAGUUGAGACUGCCAAGGUGGCUAAGCGCUGGGGGGAGUACUUUAGUGAACUCUUAAAUGCGGGAGGAGACCAGAGGCUAGUUCUUGAUGAAUUGGGACAUCAUGGGGCGUCUCGUGUGUAUUGCCGGCGCAUUUGCUUGGAAGAGGUGGUUCGGGCUCUCCGCGUGAUGCGUAGUGGGAGAGCUUUAGGACCAGAUGAGAUUCCAGUGGAGUUUUGGAAGCAUGCGGGUCGUGGCAAAGGUGACAUUCAGAGCUGCGAGAAUUACAGAGGCAUCAAACUGCUUAGCCACACCAUGAAGGUUUGGGAGCGAGUCAUUGAGUAUAGGGUGCGGAAAGGGGUUUGCAUCUCGGAGAACCAGUUUGGUUUUAUGCCUGGCAGAUCGACUACAGAGGCCAUUCAUCUCUUGAGGAGGUUAAUGGAAGAGUAUAGGGCUAGGAAGAAGGACCUUCAUAUGGUGUUUAUUGAUCUUGAGAAGGCGUCUGAUAGGGUGCCAAGGGAGGUCUUAUGGAGGUGCCUUGAGGCGAGAGGAGUUCCCAUCGUGUACACUCACGCGAUCAAGGAUAUGUACGAUGGGGGGUCUGCCCUUAGCCCUUUUUUGUUCGCCUUGGUGAUGGACGUCCUAACUCAAGGUGUUCAAGACGACGUCCCAUGGUGCAUGCUUUUCGCGGACGAUAUUGUGCUUAUCGAUGACACGCGUGAGGGACUAAACGAUAAGUUGGAAUUAUGGCGCCUUGCACUUGAGACUAAAGGAUUCAGAAUAAGUAGGAACAAGACUGAAUACAUGGAAUGUCGUUUCAGCGGCCGGGAUACAGAACCAGAGGUGGAUGUCCGGAUUGACUCUCACCUAGUACCUAAGGUAGACAGGUUUCGAUAUCUUGGUUCGGUAAUUCAGGCGGAUGGGGAGUUAGAUGCGGAUGUUGGACAUCGGGUUGGAUUGGCUUGGGCGCCAAAUGGCGAGUGUUGGGCGGUUAAGAAGACUCAUGUGCGUCGUCUGCAUGCGGCGGAGAUGCGGAUGUUACGAUGGAUGUGUGGGAAGACAAGGUUGGAUAGGAUUUCGAAUGAAGUUAUCCGACGUCAGGUAGGUAUGGCACCGGUGGAAGACAAGUUGCGGGAAGCGAGGUUGAGAUGGUUUGGCCAUGUGAGACGGCGGGAUGCUGACGCCCCUGUACGGAGAUGCGAAAGGAUUACGGUUAUCAGGGGAAGGGGUAGACCUAAGAAGAAUUGGGAGGAGUUGAUUAGGAAGGAUUUAGGACUUCUCGACCUGACUGAGGAUAUGACCCUAGAUAGGAACCUUUGGAGAACUAUGAUUAGAGUAGCUGGAUAGGAGCUCGGUGUUGUAGAGGUGGAAGCGGGGGUCUCUUGGAAACAGCCUCCCUACUUAGGGACAAGGUCUGCGUACACACACCCUCCCCAGACCCUACUGUUGUGGGAUUCAACUGGAUUAUUGUUGUUGUUGUUGUAUUUUAUUAAAUUUAAAUAAAAUUCCUCAAUUUUUCAUAGUAGAAAAACAUUUAAUCUAAUUUCUAAAUUAAGAACCCUUUGAGUAUAAUAUCAAAAAGUUUAAGAACUUCCGAAUAAAUUUUGGAUAAUGUA